Molecule: messenger RNA, 1372 nt
Organism: Arabidopsis arenosa
Lineage: Eukaryota; Viridiplantae; Streptophyta; Magnoliopsida; Brassicales; Brassicaceae
Source: the annotation of a GenBank genome assembly
AUUUCUUUAAAAUAUUUGGAAACAAAAGAGACUCUCUGUCUGAAGAAAGCUAAAGACUUAAAGACUUGUGAUGAUUCUUGACAAAAGAAGCUGUGUCUUUGGAGAACUCUGAAGUAGAGAGACAGAGAAAGACAAAGACAGAGACAUGGUGGGCUCAGGAGCUGGAGGAGAUAGAAGCAAAGAUGCUGUAGGAAUGAUGGCACUUCAUGAAGCACUUAGAAGCGUCUGUCUUAACUCCGACUGGAUUUACUCUGUUUUCUGGACCAUUCGUCCCCGACCGAGGGUCCGUGGUGGUAAUGGUUGCAAGAUUGGUGACGAAAGUGGCAGCUUGAUGUUGAUGUGGGAAGAUGGGUUUUGUGGUGGAGGAAGUUGUCUGGAAACAGACAUUGAAGGUGAAGAAGAUCUUGUCAGAAAAGCUUUCAGCAAAAUGUCCAUUCAGUUAUAUAAUUAUGGAGAAGGAUUGAUGGGUAAAGUUGCUUCUGAUAAAUGUCACAAGUGGGUUUUCAAAGAACCAUCUGAAUCUGAACCAAAUCUUGCUAAUUACUGGCAGAGUUCUUUUGAUGCUCUUCCUCCAGAAUGGACCGACCAAUUCGAAUCAGGAAUCCAGACAAUUGCUGUGAUUCAAGCUGGUCAUGGUCUGUUACAGCUAGGUUCUUGCAAGAUUAUUCCAGAAGAUCUUCAUUUUGUGCUGAGGAUGAGGCAAAUGUUUGAAUCAAUUGGUUAUAGAUCAGGUUUUUACCUCUCGCAGCUCUUCUCUUCAAACCGAACCGCGACUACUCCAUCUUCUUCCUCGGUUCCAAACCAGUUACCUCAGUCUCAAGCUUUUAACUGGGGAUCACACUCUCCUUUGUUACCUUCCCCUAGUUUUCAGAACCAACUACCUGCAUCAGCCAGAUUCGGUUUCCUUCAAGAUGGCAAUGUUCCUCCUCAGAUGCUUCCUCCAAUGGAAGAACAUGAAGAUGACAUCAAAUGGCCUAACGGUUUGUCGUUGUUCAAUGCCUUGACUGGCCGUGCAGAUGAAGCUAGUAGGCUUUUGUUUAACCAGGAGCAGAACCCGAUGAAUGUCGAAAACCAGAACGAGUUCUUGAGCCUUGAAGGUCAUCAUCAUCAACAUCAACCUAACAAGUUUAGAAGAAGCUAUACAUUGCCAGCAAGGAUGGAUUCUUCGUCAUCAUCAACCUCGCUUGAUCAGCAACCACCACUGGAGUUUAGGAACAAUAACUCCGCAAGCAACUCGGGUUUGUUCCCUGACGUUAUGGAGACGUUCUUGAGGUGAUUGACAUGUUCAAGUUUCAGGUUUAAGGACAGAUUAAACGAUAAGCUUUGGAUGCUAGUUUUUAGCUUAUGCUUUCUAUAAAUACAUGAACUAUGU